Messenger RNA from Lasiosphaeria miniovina, 1368 nucleotides. Its product is annotated as Sulfide:quinone oxidoreductase. NCBI's taxonomy places the organism in Eukaryota, Fungi, Ascomycota, Sordariomycetes, Sordariales, Lasiosphaeriaceae. Gene Ontology annotation, molecular function: sulfide:quinone oxidoreductase activity; FAD binding. Gene Ontology annotation, cellular component: mitochondrion. The coding region runs from base 1 to 1368 and encodes 455 amino acids. The transcript has a single exon. The record is from RefSeq and is a predicted model, not a curated record.
AUGAUGCGCACUCGUGUCGCGCCGGCGGCAUUUACCGCCGCCCGCUCGAUUUUCACCCCGGAGACGGUUCAGGGCGUCCGUAAUCUGGCGACUGCUGCGGCUCCCGUGGACUCUUCGACCCGGAGUCACAAGGUCGUGGUGGUUGGCGGUGGCACUGCUGGCCUGACCAUCGUCCACCAGCUCCUUCGAUCCGGCAAGUUUUCCAAGGAUGAUCUCGCAGUCAUCGACCCAGCCGAGUGGCACCACUAUCAGCCCGGCUGGACUCUGGUUGGCGGCGGGUUGAAGACGCGGGAGGAGCUGCGACAGCCGUUGGGAAGCUUGAUCGACCCAAAGCUCAAGUUUUACAACGACAGUGUGCAGACCUUCUCGCCAGAGAACAACCUCGUCACCCUCGGAAACGGCGACAGACUCAGCUACGAACAGCUUGUGGUGGUGCCUGGCAUCAGCAUCAACUACGGCAACAUCAAGGGCCUGCCCGAGGCUUUGGCUGAUCCGAACUCUCUGGUCUCGUCCAUCUACGGCUACGAAACCUGCAACAAAGUCUUCCAAACCAUCCAGAAGCUUCAAAAAGGCACGGCUAUUUUUACCCAGCCCGCGGGCGUUGUCAAGUGCGCUGGCGCUCCCCAAAAGGCUAUGUGGCUCGCCUUGGAUCUCUGGAAACGAGCAGGCCUGUACAAGCCUAGCGACCCCUCCAGCUCACCCAUCAAAAUCGCCUUUGCCACUGGCCUGCCCACCAUGUUCGGUGUACCCAAGUACAGUGCGAAGCUCGAGGAGUUGCGCAAGGAGAGGGGCGUAGAGGGACUCUUCCAGCACGACCUGGUCGCCGUCGAGGGCAACACCGCCACCUUCUCUCGCGCCGACGAGGGGGGAAAGCAAGUCACGCGCAAGUUUGACCUGAUGCACGUGGUGCCAAAGAUGGGACCGCAUGCCUUUGUCAAAAGCAGCCCCCUGGCAAAUGAAGCCGGCUUCGUUGACGUUGAUGAUGGCACGACUCGCUCAACAAAGUUCGGCAAUGUGUGGUCUGCAGGCGAUGCUUCCAGCUUGCCGACGUCCAAGACGGCCGCGGCCAUCACGGCUCAGGCCCCAGUCCUUAUCAACAACCUACUGCGAACCAUAGAAGGCAAAGAGCCCGAGUCCAUUUAUGACGGGUACACAUCGUGCCCGCUUGUCACAGAGUACGGCAAGGUGCUUCUUGCCGAGUUCAAGUAUGGAGGAGUGCCGAAGGAGACUUUCAACUCGUGGUUUGGCAUCGAUCAGAUCGAGCCUCGUCGUGCCUUCUACCAUCUGAAGAAGGACUUUUUCCCAUGGGUUUACCAGAAGUACAUGGUGAAGGGCACUUGGGCCGGACCGAAGGGCUGGACGAGGUAG